Molecule: messenger RNA, 12632 nt
Organism: Coregonus sp. 'balchen'
Lineage: Eukaryota; Metazoa; Chordata; Actinopteri; Salmoniformes; Salmonidae
Source: the annotation of a GenBank genome assembly
UGGGUCUGGGCCGGGGUGGAGGAGGAGGAGGAGGCAGCCAGCCGGGAGAAGGAGGACGAGACGGGGCGCCCGGGUCCGGCCCUGGGGUUGGCGACACUCUUCUUCUUGGUGGUGACGGGGGCAGCUAGUUUGCGCUUCUUUCGGCGGCGGAGCAUGCGGCCCCUCAGCUCCUCCAUCUCUUCUUCUUCAUCCUCAUCAUCCUCCUCCUCCUCCUCUCGGUCCGAGUCGCUGGGCUCAGAGUGGGUGAGCGGGGAGGAGGAGGGGGAGAGGGACCAGGAUGGGGUGAGGUAGUCAGAGAUGGAGAGAGACAGUGGGUGGGGGCCAGGCUCUUCCUCCUGUCCGGAGACAAAUCCAAAAACAUGACAAAACAGCAACUUUAUAAAUACCCUCAGUAACCAAUUGAAGAAAUGUACUAGAGGUCACGACCUUCUGAUGACCUUCUUAAUGUUAUUGUCAGGGUUAAAGCUGCAGUCAAACCCUCGCAGAGACACAGAGCUAUGGAAUCCCUAGGAUAUUCGUAACACAACCAAAAGGCUUCAAUAUGGAGCCCAGACAAUCACACUGGGCGAUGUUCUUUACUUGGACAGAACAAGGAAACAACACAACAUGCAACUAGUAAUGCCUACAGCUGAACAAUGGUAAUUGUGAUGUGUAUAAAAAGGUCAUGACCUCUGACAACACUCAUUCUUCACUGAGUACAUUUAAAAAUAGCCGAAAUGGGUUCGCAACGAGGCAAGCUGGCAAUGUUAUCAGCGAGUCAUAGUCACCAUGGCGUUCUCUCCCCAGUCCGUCAGGCUGUAGUCCACCGUGAUCUCCUCCCCUUUGGCGAUGUCGCGAAUCGCUAUGACGACCAGCCGCACCUGACUCCCGCAGUGCACCUCUCGGAUCCUGCAGUUGGGCGGUGGGUGGAAGAGCACCGGCCCCCGGACCCCACCCGCCCCAUCCUCGCCCAGCUCCGACACACUGGAUGGAGACACACAGCAACGUUACACCACCAUCCACUGGUCACCAGCCUUUUGCUCCAGCCGCCUAGCAACGACACCUGAUUUCACUGACCGAGGUCUUGGUGAGGUAUGUUAGUACUGGGCUUGAACAAAAGCACUGCACACCCUUCCGAGACUUGGUGACCACUGCAAUAGGUAAGGUUGACCCAUACACUGCAGUCUCAAUGCAACUUCAGUACAAAAUAUAAUACAAAUGAGCGACAUUUGAUUGAUCUCAUCUAGCUGUCAUAACCAGAACAGACACGUCUGUCAUUGGUUGUCUAUUUUAGAAGUACAUAAUAAAAAAAAAUUAAAAUAAAGAUUUAAUUCAAUGAUCCUACUGUUUCGCUCACCAGAUCUGGGAGGGGUCAGCGAGGUAGUACGGGCUUCCGGGCGGAGGCAGUCUGUCCUCCACUCCUGCUGGGUACUGCCCAUCCCCUGGGAGAGUUAGAAACAAGUAAGAACACCAGCACACAUUCAACACAAAUGAAUACUUUACACAUGAUAGGGCUGGAGGGAGGAAUAGAGAAAUGCAUAAUGAUCUGCAUGUCAUCUUUACUCACACACACACCACUCUCUCUCCCACACACACACACACACACACACCACUCUCUCUCCCACACACACACACACACACACACCACUCUCUCUCCCACACACACACACACACACACCACUCUCUCUCCCACACACACACACACACACACACACCACUCUCUCUCCCACACACACACACACACACACCACUCUCUCUCCCCACACACACACACACACACACACACCACUCUCUCUCCCACACAACCACCACACAACACACCCACUCUCUCUCCCACACACACACACACACCACUCUCUCUCCCACACACACACACACACCACUCUCUCUCCCACACACACACACACACCACUCUCUCUCACACACACACACCAGUAUCUCUCUCGCUCCCCCCCCCCCCCCACACACACACACACACACACACACACACUGCUCCCAACUUUAAAAAACAAAGUUCAGCACCAAACAGCAUUUAAAGGAGCACCAGAAAAAGAGAUAGAUUUUGAAUAAAGCUUAGUCUUCCAUCAGGCCUAUAUGAAUCACAUCUCUUGAGUAGCAGACCAUUUCCCCGUCUUCCUGGGCCAAUCAGACGUGUGCCUAUAUAGUCCGCCACAGUGGACGCUUCAUAAUACCCAUAAAACCUUGCGGUCAAACACGGAAAUGGUUCCAAUCGUUUUUCUACCGUUCAUUUUUUCACAGUGAUUUUUACAACACUUCAAAUUAGUAUGUGUUCGGUGUAGGCUUACCUUGGCGUGACGUUUUCAUUACCGGGUAAUUUUCUCCGAUAAGCUAAGAUCCAUAUAUUCCCCUCCAUUUGUGCUCAUAUUUGAAAUGCUAAUUAGCAACAGACAAGACCUCAGCAAGACUGCAAAUUCCUGCAGGAAGCUCCUGCGGGUCAUCUCUAGACCACAGUCAGCUACACCUUCACCUGCGCCGCCAGAGACCUGUGCCCAAUCCAUGAUGAAUCCAUGCGAUGUAUUGAAAUGAAUUGAAUGAAGUGUUGAACUUCUUCUGUCCCAUUUCUUAGCCAUUGACAAAACUUUAGCUAGCUAGUUAACAGGGCAGUAUAUCAACAAAUAUUUCUGUAUUACUUAGCCUAGAUAACUGUUUGUACAGCAUGUCGACUUUGCUGUCUAUUUCAGGCCUUAUGGCAUUCUUCAAGGAUGAGCAUCAGAGCAUUAAAAAGGGGAGACGCCCACUAGAAGUCUGGCCAUGUGGAGAAGUGCAGCUACAGUGAGGGGCAACUUACCGGUUUGGUCAGAGCCAGCGUGAGGGAUAAAGUUCAUCCUGUGUCGGUGAGUGUAGCUAUUAGGUUAAGUUUGAGCAUCUUGGCAGCUGUCAGCAUUCUACAAGGAAAGAGCCACUUAAUCAAUCAUUCCCCAGAUCACCCCACGGAUACCAGACUUCGAUGAGUGAUAACUCAAGUUCUAGAAUGUUGUCAUUGAUGAGAAUGAAUCUGAAAUCUAUUGACAUUCACAGUCUGGAUUUAUAGAAUCCUUCACACAGUAUGAUUGAUAUGUCAAGUGAUAAAAUCCCAAGUUAUCAAUAAAAAAAAAGGUUUAUGGAAAAACUGCAUAUUCUGAAGCUGUAAUGUCAUCACCAAAUCAAACUUUAUUUAUACAGCACAUUUCUUACAACAAAAUGCAUUUCAAGGUGUUCAAAGUCAUUCAUUGAAAAGGCAUGUGGCACUUAACAUCCUUCCUCUAGGCAGGUCUCUAUAGGUGACCAGGGGAUUCUCUUUACCGCAUGCAAACGCCUCCGUGGCGCUCAUAAGUGUAGCCAUUCAGCCUGUUUUGGCGGAUCACAAUAUCGUCCGUACGGACGUGGAAUGCGAGUGGAGGAAGCAAGCUGUACCCGGCUGAAGACUACAACCCUCUGUCCAGAGAGCCCACAGAGGAGGAUCUUCAGUAGCUAAGGAACCGUCUCCGGGGCAGGUUCAGUGGAAUGGCAUGUCUCCUUGAACCUGAUCCAGAACAACCGCUACCCUCCCUGUCAGUACCGGACAUUGUUUAAAAAAAACAAGGAUACCUGGGGCAAGCAGGCAUCCUGGUUGGCAUGGCGCUGUCGGUGGAGCAGCAGGGGGCUAUAAAACAGUUGGACAGCGUACCAACCCCAACUGGGCCAUGAGGAGAGGGAGGUUGACGGCGCCAGCCGUUAGGGAGCAGUGGUUAGGGCCAAGCGCUAUAAAGGGUCCUCAGAUCAGUCAUUGGAUGGGGUGUUGUCUGUAAAGUGGGGCCACAGAUAAUGAAGAGGAGGACCAUCAAGGAAUUGGGCACCACAGCAGUGGUGGAGGUCAAAGUGUCCCUAUGGUGCAAGGGACCUUACCAUUUGAAGAGGCAGUGAAGUCAAAGGAUUUCUAUAUCAAGGAGGGAGGGUCUUACCACCUUCCGUGAAGACCAUCCUUACUGGCACCAGGUCAAAGGUCAGCUGCACAUCACUGGAAGGGACACCUGCUUCUUCGUUGUCAUGGACCACCAAAGCUUCCAUCACCAUCCCCGUCCAGCGUGACGACCUCUGACCUCUGACAGACCCAUAUUGCUCCUCCUGUCAGUUCCUGUUUUCAGGGAAGCCAAAUGGUCCGAAAAUAUUCCACAUAAUUCACACACACACACACUAGGCUGCCAAAAUAGCUUAUACAGUCAGGUCCAUAAGUAUUUGGACAGUGACACAAUUUCCAUCAUUUUGUCCCUGUACGCCGCCACAAUGGAUUUGAAAGGAAACAAUCAAGAUGUGCUUUAAGUGUAGACUUUCAUCUUUAAUUUAAGGGUUUUGUCAAUAUUAUUGUCUGAACCGUGUAGGAAUUACAACCAUUUUCAUAAAUAGCCCCGCAAUUUAAAGGGCUCAAAAGUAAUUGGACAAACUAACAUAAUCAUAAAUUAAAUUGUGAGUUUUAAUACUUGGUUGCAAAUCCUUUGCAGUCAAUGACUGCCUGAAGUCUGGAACCCAUAGGCAUCACCUGAUGCUGGGUUUCUUCCCUGGUGAUGCUCAGCCAGGCCUUUACUGCAGUGGUCGUCGGUUCCUGCUUGUUCUUGGGGCGUUUUGCCUUCAGCAAGUGAAAUGCAUGCUCAAUUGGAUUCAGGUCAGGUGACUGACUUGGCCAUUGCAGAACAUUCCACUUCUUUGCCUUCAAGUUUUGGGUUGCUUUCGCAGUCUGCUUUGGGUCAUUGUCAAUCUGCACUGAGAAGUGCCGUCCAAUGAGUUUUUAAGCAUUUGGCUGAAUCUGAGCAGAUAAUACAGCCCUUAACACUUCAUAAUUCAUCCUGCUGCUUUUGUCAACAGUCACAUCAUCAAUAAAUACAAGGGAGCCCGUUCCAUUGGCAGCCAUACAUGCCCACGCCAUAACACUACCUCCACCAUGCUUCACAGAUGAGGUGGUAUGCUUCGGAUCAUGAGCAGUUCCUUCCCUUCUCCAUACUCUUCCUCUUCCCAUCAUUCUGGUACAAGUUGAUCUUUGUCUCAUCAGUCCAUAGGAUGUUGUUCCAGAAAGGUACAGGCUUUUUUUUGUUGAAGUUUUUUGCCAAACUCUAAUCAGGCUAACCAAUGGUUUACAUCUUGUGGUAAAACCCUCUGUAUUUACUCUGGUGAAGUCUUCUCUUGAUGGUUGACUUUGACACAGAUACUCCUACCUCCUGGAGGGUGUUCUUGAUCUGGCCAACUGUUGUGAAGGGGUUUUUCCUUCACCAGGGCAAUAAUUAUUCUGUCAUCCACCAGUUGUUUUCCGUGGUCUUCCGGGCCUUUUGGUGUUCCAGAGCUCACCAGAGCGUUCUUUCUUUUUAAGAACGUACCAAAUAGUUGAUUUGGCCACACCUAAUGUUUUUUUGCUAUCUCUCUGAUGGGUUUGUUUAGAUUUUUCAGCCUAAUGAUGGCUUGCUUCACUGGCAGUGGCAGCUCUUUGGCCUUCAUAUUGAGGGUUAACAGCAACAGAUUCCAAAUGCAAAUGCCACACUUGAAAUCAACUCUAGACCUUUUACCUGCUUCCUUGUAAAUGAACUGAUGAGGGAAUAACACACCUGGCCAUGGAACAGCUGAGCAGCCAAUCACACACCUGGCCAUGGAACAGCUGAGCAGACAAUUGUCCAAUUACUUUUGGUCCCUUAACAAGGAGGGGUCCACAUAUAAGAAGUGUUGUAAUGUCACGCCUCAUGUCUAAAACAUGGGGAAAAGGGACAUCAAGUCUACAUGUUGAUGCAUCUACAAACUCAAUGUUUUACACAAUAACGUAUCAUAUUUGAUGAGUUACUGACCUGUCCGUCCACAGGCUCUAUGUGAUGCAGCCUCCACAAAUGGGACACUCGCGCUCGGAUCACACUGGCACAGGAUGUCCACGCACCGGACGGUCUGAAGGUUGCACUCCUGUUGGACUGGAAAAAACAAAGAGGCGUGGUGACUGGUGGGUCUUUUUCAAUGCUGUAUCGCCAUCUUUAUCUGGACACAAACCCACUUUGGACAAUGUGACAAAGUGGUCCCUCAACAGCCAAUCCUCAUGCCUCACUGUUUGUUCUGGUUCCCCAAUCAACAGUCUGGAUCUUCCUCUCCUGCCAUGGUGGAUGAGCUACCCUUUUGUGGUAAAUACAGAACCGUUUCUCUUUCAAAAUGGCAGCUGCAGUCCCGAGUGCAGUCACUGGGUUUCUGGACCGCCCAGUCUGAAAGACAAAAAAUUUAAGUUACAUUUUAUUAUCUAGCUAAGUUGAUUAGUAAAAUGGUAUAUAUAUAUAUAUUAAAAUCCCAUAACCCACAGACUUACUAUAGUAACAGUAAAAUAGAUUGGCCUUUUAGUCUAUCUGCAAAUGUAAAGUCCUACUAUGUGGAGGGGACAUUUCUGCUGGGAUGGAGGAAUUAUCUGGAACGCUCAACUAGAUGAUCAGGACAGUCUAGCGUACUAUUUGCCCGAAGAGGUGAAGUAUUGCAAUGAGCUAUACGACUGUACUUCUGAUUCUAAUUCUCAAGAGAAAAGUUCAAACCCACAGCCGUGAGGUCACUGAGGAGCACCAACAGUGAUAAGGGGGAUCGUCUGAAAGGGACUGACAUGCAGGGAUGGAACAUGAGGAUUUCUGGCACUGGCCAGCAGACCACGAUAUCUACUAGCCCGGGUAACAUUCAGGUCCUAAAUCUGUCGCAAACAAUGUUUGUAAAAGGCAGAAUUUCACUGCUGUGUCAGGCUAGUUUGGCACAUUGCCCAGUCCGAAAAGUACAUGUUUAACUGACUUCACAGGUCAUUUGAUUAGUCAUGUACAACAGAUGCACUCGUGGAACAAAAACCGUUUUGUGUUUUAUAUAGGAAAACAUUGAACCCACAAGUCCUUUGUGAGCUAGCUAGCCAGCUAGUUAACGUUAGCUCACUGUUCGUGUAGUCACACUUUUCCACGUGGUGACAUGCUAGCUAAUGUUAGCACACCAGGGCAGUGAUAUUUUGCUAACAUUUAGCUAGCUAGUUACGUUAGCUCAUCAUUUGUGUAGUCAGACUUUCUCCCCAGACCCCACGGGUGGUGACAUAUUAGCUAGUCCACCAGGGCAGGGAUAUUUAACGUUAGGCACAUUCGCUAGCAUGUCACCGCCUGUCGGGAACGUCUGACUACACCAUCGUGAGAUCCUGUGCAACGUUAGCUAGCUAACGUUAGAUAAUGUAGCCAACUAGCCAAGCAAGGUGCCUAACUAGCUAGCCCACCAGGUGAUAUUUAGCUGGCUAUAUCAUUAUACUAGCCUAUGCUGGUUUCCUUUUUACUUGUAAGGAAGGUAAUGUGCGUUGCACACGUAACUACAGUCAGUGGUUAUCUAGCUAAUUUUCAAAAAAGUGUCUAGCUAACCACAGACCUUUCACCUAACCAAAAUAGCUUGAUAGCAUCUAGCAAACAGGGCUUACCUUGCAACACAGCUCCAGCGAUGCCUCUCGCUUACAGAGGUUGGAAAAAGAUAAAAUGCAUGUGUGCCUGUCGGAGUUGUGGUUACAAUCCGGUACAUAGCACAGAACCGUCCUUGCUUCUGCUCGACGGAGAGACCUAAGGUUAGCUAGUUAUCUACAAAAGCCAUGGUAAAUUAACAAAUUCUAGUAAUAAAAAAAUGCUAAAAAAAGGUAGCUAGCUAGGUAACUUGAACAAUUAUAAAACAAGAAUACACACAAUAUCAAUUAUUUACACAAGAAACUAAAAAGGCUACAAUAUCUACUUGCUAGAUUACUUGUCGAUGAGAGUUUGGAGAAAUGUGGAGGUUUUUCCCACCCUGCACCUUGAGUGAUUACGUCAAAGCUUGUGACAGGAUGUGUAGUUCUGUAUGAUAGCCACAUUGGCAGCUAAUUAGCAUUUACUUUUGGGGGGGUAAUUACAGGCGAAUAUAUUGAUAAAAAAAGUCACCUUGUCCUAGAGAGAUUUACACAGUUAUCAAAACUUAUGCCAGAGUAAGCCUACACAAAACACAGACCUUUUAUGAAGUAGUUCUAAAAUCCCCUAUGAAAAAAUGACUGGUGGAAAAACGAUUGGAACCAUUUCCGGGUUUUACCGCUAGGUUUUAUGGGUAUUAUGACUCAUACUGUGGUACUCAUUAGGCUAGACCUAGUGGUCAAGUAACCAGGUUGUUAGCUUGCUAGGUAACAUGACUGAACACAGUUGUUAGCUUUCAAACCAAUAAUUAGCAGCCCGGGAUUCAUUUAAAAUGGCCUGCGAUAUGAUUUAUGAAAUUCUGUAAAAUGUGUGCUAAUCCACGAUAUAUAUACAGUGGGGGAAAAAAGUAUUUAGUCAGCCACCAAUUGUGCAAGUUCUCCCACUUAAAAAGAUGAGAGAGGCCUGUAAUUUUCAUCAUAGGUACACGUCAACUAUGACAGACAAAUUGAGGAGAAAAAAAUCCAGAAAAUCACAUUGUAGGAUUUUUUAUGAAUUUAUUUGCAAAUUAUGGUGGAAAAUAAGUAUUUGGUCACCUACAAACAAGCAAGAUUUCUGGCUCUCACAGACCUGUAACUUCUUCUUUAAGAGGCUCCUCUGUCCUCCACUCGUUACCUGUAUUAAUGGCACCUGUUUGAACUUGUUAUCAGUAUAAAAAGACACCUGUCCACAACCUCAAACAGUCACACUCCAAACUCCACUAUGGCCAAGACCAAAGAGCUGUCAAAGGACACCAGAAACAAAAUUGUAGACCUGCACCAGGCUGGGAAGACUGAAUCUGCAAUAGGUAAGCAGCUUGGUUUGAAGAAAUCAACUGUGGGAGCAAUUAUUAGGAAAUGGAAGACAUACAAGACCACUGAUAAUCUCCCUCGAUCUGGGGCUCCACGCAAGAUCUCACCCCGUGGGGUCAAAAUGAUCACAAGAACGGUGAGCAAAAAUCCCAGAACCACACGGGGGGACCUAGUGAAUGACCUGCAGAGAGCUGGGACCAAAGUAACAAAGCCUACCAUCAGUAACACACUACGCCGCCAGGGACUCAAAUCCUGCAGUGCCAGACGUGUCCCCCUGCUUAAGCCAGUACAUGUCCAGGCCCGUCUGAAGUUUGCUAGAGUGCAUUUGGAUGAUCCAGAAGAGGAUUGGGAGAAUGUCAUAUGGUCAGAUGAAACCAAAAUAUAACUUUUUGGUAAAAACUCAACUCGUUGUGUUUGGAGGACAAAGAAUGCUGAGUUGCAUCCAAAGAACACCAUACCUACUGUGAAGCAUGGGCGUGGAAACAUCAUGCUUUGGGUCUGUUUUUCUGCAAAGGGACCAGGACGACUGAUCCGUGUAAAGGAAAGAAUGAAUGGGGCCAUGUAUCGUGAGAUUUUGAGUGAAAACCUCCUUCCAUCAGCAAGGGCAUUGAAGAUGAAACGUGGCUGGGUCUUUCAGCAUGACAAUGAUCCCAAACACACCGCCCGGGCAACGAAGGAGUGGCUUCGUAAGAAGCAUUUCAAGGUCCUGGAGUGGCCUAGCCAGUCUCCAGAUCUCAACCCCAUAGAAAAUCUUUGGAGGGAGUUGAAAGUCCGUGUUGCCCAGCGACAGCCCCAAAACAUCACUGCUCUAGAGGAGAUCUGCAUGGAGGAAUGGGCCAAAAUACCAGCAACAGUGUGUGAAAACCUUGUGAAGACUUACAGAAAACGUUUGACCUGUGUCAUUGCCAACAAAGGGUAUAUAACAAAGUACUGAGAAACUUUUGUUAUUGACCAAAUACUUAUUUUCCACCAUAAUUUGCAAAUAAAUUCAUAAAAAAUCCUACAAGUGUGAUUUUCUGGAAUUUUUUUUCUCAUUUUGUCUGUCAUAGUUGACGUGUACCUAUGAUGAAAAUUACAGGCCUCUCUCAUCUUUUUAAGUGGGAGAACUUACACAAUUGGUGGCUGACUAAAUACUGUUUUUCCCCCACUGUAUGAUACAAAUAAAAUACAAAAUAUAUAUGAUACAAAAAAAAAUACAAAGAUAUAUUUGUAGGAUGCGUUCUGUCCUCAGUCAUUCAUUUCAAGAAAGAAGGUAGCUCAGUUGGUAGAGCACGGCGCUUGCAACGCCAGGGUUGUGGGUUCGAUUCCCACGGGGGACCAGUAUGAAAAAUUAAUGCACUCACUUAACUGUAAGUCGCUCUGGAUAAGAGCGUCUGCUAAAUGACAAAAAAUGUAAAAGGUAGUGAUCACACAGGGACAAGAUCUGUCCCCGCUCACCUUUUAUAGCUCAAUGGUGAUACACUGUGUGUGUCUGUGCACUUCUACACAAUUCACGUUAUAAGAUCAAAACACAAAUGUAAUAGCAGAAUAAUCAUCAGGGUGUGCACAUGAAAGUGGACAUAAUUGUACCGGCGCAUACAAGAGACUAGCUGCUGUUGCUGAAUUUUUUUUAACAGAAAUGUAAUUUUAUAAAUGUAUUAAAUUAGGCGUCAGCUGGUUCUUUAGAUCGGUACUACAGUUUUAAAAAAAAAUUUUUUUAGUACCAUGGUACCAUUAUAUUAUCGUGGUACCGGUAUACCAGGCAACACUAGUGUGUGUGUGUGUUUACCCGGACUGUAGCUGUGUCCAGACAGACUCUCCUCUUCCUCUUCCUCCUCUUCCUCCUCCUCUUCCUCCUCCUCCGUCACGUAGGCCCGGUCACACACCUUCACAGGGGUACCUUUCCUUUUCCUUGUGCACACCCUCCUACAAAAACACACCAGGGGUUCUUUCAGAUUUAGAACAUUUCAGGAUUUAAAAAAAAUAAUGUUUUAACUGCAUAGAGCCGACAGAUUUAUUUUGUGCACGACAUUUCUACAUAAAUUGCAUUUACAUCUACCACAUUAUGAAUAGGACAUUUCUCACCAUCAAAACAAGUAGACCUAUAGCUUGGGGGCAUGACACUGAUGGUUUUGGAUGAAGACCAAUAUGAAAAUAAAAUAGCCGUCAACCAUCUUUUUCAUAAAAUGGUUUCAUCAACUUUAUUUUAAUGUAGAUCUACUUUCCCCACAGCGGGAGUCUUAACUAUUGAUUAUAUGCUGACUUAGCCCGUCUAUUAAACUGUAUAUGUCUCCUCCUCAGCCUUUUGAUGUGCCGCAAUCAGCAAAUCCGCAAAUAUCACGGAUAGGAGAGAAUCUUUGAAGGUCAAUUCAGUCAAUUCAAGAGGGGACCGGAGGUAACUAUAGAUCCUAUAGCCUACAGGCUGGAGGUAACUAUAGAUCCUAUAGCCUACAGGCUGGCUGGGGGUAACUAUAGAUCCUAUAGCCUACAGGCUGGGGGUAACUAUAGAUCCUAUAGCCUACAGGCUGGGGGUAACUAUAGAUCCUAUAGCCUACAGGCUGGCUGGGGGUAACUAUAGAUCCUAUAGCCUACAGGCUGGGGUAACUAUAGAUCCUAUAGCCUACAGGCUGGGGGUAAACUAUAGAUCCUAUAGCCUACAGGCUGGCUGGGGGUAACUAUAGAUCCUAUAGCCUACAGGCUGGGGGUAACUAUAGAUCCUAUAGCCUACAGGCUGGGGGUAACUAUAGAUCCUAUAGCCUACAGGCUGGCUGGGGGUAACUAUAGAUCCUAUAGCCUACAGGCUGGGGGUAACUAUAGAUCCUAUAGCCUACAGGCUGGGGGUAACUAUAGAUCCUAUAGCCUACAGGCUGGCUGGGGGUAACUAUAGAUCCUAUAGCCUACAGGCUGGGGGUAACUAUAGAUCCUAUAGCCUACAGGCUGGGGGUAACUAUAGAUCCUAUAGCCUACAGGCUGGGGGUAACUAUAGAUCCUAUAGCCUACAGGCUGGGGGUAACUAUAGAUCCUAUAGCCUACAGGCUGGGGGUAACUAUAGAUCCUAUAGCCUACAGGCUGGGGGUAACUAUAGAUCCUAUAGCCUACAGGCUGGGGGUAACUAUAGAUCCUAUAGCCUACAGGCUGGCUGGGGGUAACUAUAGAUCCUAUAGCCUACAGGCUGGGGGUACUAUAGAUCCUAUAGCCUACAGGCUGGGGUAACUAUAGAUCCUAUAGCCUACAGGCUGGCCGGGGGUAACUAUAGAUCCUAUAGCCUACAGGCUGGGGGUAACUAUAGAUCCUAUAGCCUACAGGCUGGGGGUAACUAUAUAACCUAUAGCCUACAGGCUGGGGGUAACUAUAUAACCUAUAGCCUACAGGCUGGGGGUAACUAUAGAUCCUAUAGCCUACAGGCUGGGGGUAACUAUAGAUCCUAUAGCCUACAGGCUGGGGGUAACUAUAGAUCCUAUAGCCUACAGGCUGGCUGGGGGUAACUAUAGAUCCUAUAGUCUACAGGCUGGCUGGGGGUAACUAUAGAUCCUAUAGCCUACAGGCUGGGGGUAACUAUAGAUCCUAUAGCCUACAGGCUGGGGGUAACUAUAGAUCCUAUAGCCUACAGGCUGGGGGUAACUAUAGAUCCUAUAGCCUACAGGCUGGGGGUAACUAUAGAUCCUAUAGCCUACAGGCUGGGGGUAACUAUAGAUCCUAUAGCCUACAGGCUGGGGGUAACUAUAUAACCUAUAGCCUACAGGCUGGGGGUAACUAUAGAUCCUAUAGCCUACAGGCUGGGGGUAACUAUAGAUCCUAUAGCCUACAGGCUGGGGGUAACUAUAGAUCCUAUAGCCUACAGGCUGGGCGUGGGUUGGUAGCCUCUGCCCUUCCACCUCUGGCCUUUUUCACUGUUACAGUAGAUCGGAGGAGUGAGGUGAAAAAGAUGGCUCUCGUAGCAACAAAAAAAAAG